AUAGAUAGAAAAAAUCUUAUUUGUGAGUCAAUCUCCCUCACCAAUUUCCCUUACAUUCCCUAAAGGGGUUUUCCUCAGCAAAACUCAUAGGGAAUGCCUCUUUCACACGAUAUGAGGAUCACUUUUUGGGAACCGAAUAAAAUGUUCAGAAGCUUGUUUCUGGUUUCCUUGUUGCUUCAUACAAUAGUUGCCCAAAAACAUGCAGCUAAAGUCCCUGCCCAAAGAUGGUCAACAUUGAGUGGAAAUGAGCCUCUUGUAAUAACCCGUGGUGGCUUUUCGGGACUCUUCCCAGAAGGCACUCCAGAUGCAAUUGCGCUAGCACAAGAUUUAAGCAUUAUUCUGUGCAAUCUUCAGUUGACAAAAGAUGGUGGUGCAUUUUGUGUCACGGGCAAUACGCUUGACAAUUCAACUACUAUAGAAACGCUCGAUCCUAAGGAAAAAUCCUACAAAAUGAAUGGGAAGGACGUGCAUGGACACUUUUCUGUGGAUUUCACAAGUGUUCAGAUUGACCAGAAUGUAUCAAUGACUCAAGCCAUAUUUUCUCGACCGGAUUUUUACGAUGGUUUGUACCCAGUUCUAAAUGUUGAUGCUCAACUAAGUGGAAAAUCUCCACCAAGGUUUUGGUUGAAUGUUCAGAAUGCAGAAUUCUACACCCAAAACGGAGUACAAGUGGUAGAGAUUGUAUUAGACCUAUUGAAAUCUUAUCAAAUAGAGUUUGUUUCAUCUUCAGAUAUUGGUUUCUUGAAGAGUAUCAAUGGGAAAGCAAACAAGGCAACUAAGGUCAUCUUUAAACUUCUUAAUGCUGAUGAUGUUGAACCUUCAACCAAGCAACCCUAUUCUGAUGUUCUGAAAGAUCUUGCCUCAAUCAAGCCAUUUUCAUCAGGCAUAAUGGUCGCAAAAGACUACAUAUGGCCACUUAAACCAGACAAAUAUCUAGGACCCGCUACAACACUUGUGGCUGAUGCCCAUAAAUUAGGACUAGAAGUUUAUGCUUCUGGUUUUGCUAAUGAUAUAUUUUCUAGUUAUAGUUAUAACUAUGAUCCUACCACUGAGUACCUUCACUAUAUAGACAAUGGAGAAUCUGUUGAUGGUGUUGUCACUGAUUUCCCUGCAACAGCAUUUAAUGCCAUCGUUUGCUUUGCACACAACAAUCCCUUGCCCCAAAAAGGACCAACUUUGAUCAUAAGCAACAAUGGAGCCAGUGGAGUUUAUCCAGGCAACACGGAUCUUGCAUAUCAGCAAGCAAUAGAUGACGGCGCUGACAUUAUAGAUUGCCCAGUUCAAAUGACAAAAGAUGGAAUUGUCUUCUGUUCAGAUUCCACAGACCUAACCGUAGCAACCACCGCAAUGAUUAAAUUCAUGUCUCGGUCUUCCAGUGUCCCAGAAAUUCAACCAAAAAGUGGAGUUUUCUCCUUUGACCUUACAUGGAGUGAGAUUCAGUCAUUAAAACCUCAAAUGGUUGGUAAAGCAGACGGUUUGAUAAGAAACCCGGCAAACAAGAGCAGUGGUAAAUUUGUCACCCUCGCUGAAUUUUUGGAAAUAGCCAAGACUAAGGCAGCUACUGGCAUUUUGAUCGACAUACAGAAUGCCAACUACCUUGCAUCCAAAAAGGGUCUUGACAUUGUAAGCGCAGUCAGCACAGGUUUGAGCAAUGCCACCUUUGACAAGCAAUCCACACAACAAGUCCUGAUACAAUCAGAUGACAGCUCGGUCCUAUCCAAGUUUAAAGACAUUCCAUCUUACAAAAGGGUGAUGAGAUUCAAUGAUGAAACUAUGGGCGAUAUACCAAAGCAAACGGCAGAAGAAAUAAAAAAGUAUGCGGAUGCAGUGAAUCUUCCAAAAACCACUGUUAUCAAACCAUAUGGUUCAUUGUUAGUAGGACUAACAAAUAAUGUGAAAGUCUUGAAUGAAGCAAACAUCUCGGUAUACGUUCAUACUAUAAGAAAUGAAUACACAACCCUGGCAUUAGACUAUUGGUCAGAUCCCAAUAUCGAGAUUGCUACUUUCAUCCAAACCGCUAAGGUUGAUGGAAUCGUGACCGAUUAUCCAGCCACUGCAAAUAGAUACAUGAGAAAUCCAUGUAGUAAUCCUUCAAGUAAACCUCGAAUUCUACCAAUUAUUCCUGGUGAUUUAUUGAGUACUGUUCCAAGUGGAUCACAACCACCAGUAGAAGCACCACUUCCUCCUCUUGAGGUUGCAGAAGUUGUUGACCCACCUCUUCCUGCUGUGACUAAAACUAAGCCUGCUGAUACUGGUGCUACUGAUGGUGAUGGAGCUGGAUCUGAAUCUAAACCUGCUCACGCCUCUCCUCCCCCUUCAGGUGCCAGGGCAGAUGUUGCUAACUGUGGUCUUUCCCUAGCGGCAAUAUUGGUGUUUGCUGUGCUUUUCACUGAUCAUUAACGUAAUUUGCAUACCAUAUGCUAUGUUUUUCAAUGGUCGUUAA
This is a messenger RNA of Cajanus cajan (pigeon pea), 2443 nucleotides long. Its product is annotated as glycerophosphodiester phosphodiesterase GDPDL7. Gene Ontology annotation, molecular function: glycerophosphodiester phosphodiesterase activity. The record is from RefSeq and is a predicted model, not a curated record. NCBI's taxonomy places the organism in Eukaryota, Viridiplantae, Streptophyta, Magnoliopsida, Fabales, Fabaceae. Gene Ontology annotation, biological process: lipid metabolic process.